CCCGGUAAAAUAAAAGGCCGCGUGGCUGCUUUCCGAUGCCUACAAUGACGACCGGAAAAAAUGGAAAGUCCAGUGAAUUAAACACGUACUACUUCCAAACUUUCUGUUUCUUCUUUACGGCUCUCCCUUCCCUACUGCCAUUCCAUGGCUUUAACCUCUCACCCUUCUCUUUCCUUCACCUACAUUCCGUUCCGUUUCAGUUCUUGAUCGAAUUUUUCUUUGAUCUGCAUUUUCUUGAUUUCAAAACGUAACGUGUUCAAGAAUUCAAGAAAUUAAUGGUAGCUUCUCUCUUUUUUGGUGUCAUAUGAAUCUUGGAUCUGACAGCUAGGAUUUGCUGUCCAUUGGGACCUGAGCAUGCAUUCUCGUUGAUAUCAAUGGCUGUGUCCAGCUAAGGGAAUUUAUUGUAUUAAAUUGAGAAAAAAAUGGAUAAACUUGGAUGAUCAAUGGCGCCUGGGACUGAUGUUUCACCUCAGACUCAAGGAUGGGGUGAUGUUACUACUAAGGAAAGCUUACCUGUUAUGGAAGAUGACAACGAUGACCAGAACACUGACAAUUUGAGCCAAUCAAAAACUGGCAAACCGCCGAGAAAUCUCUCGUGUAUGCGCCAUUGUAGCAGCAGUGCAAUUCUGUCUGAUCCUGAAUUAGAUCUUGGAUUCAUUUUGAAGUCGCCAUCAACUGAGAAUUCUGGAUUUCUACCGAUAUUUCGCUCCGGAAGCUGCUCUGAGAAAGGACCAAAGCAGUUCAUGGAGGAUGAGUACAUAUGCGUCGACAAUUUACCUCGACAUCUUCCCAGUCUUGAAAAUUGCCCUGCUCCUGCUGCGUUUUAUGGGGUGUUUGAUGGGCAUGGCGGUAAAGAUGCAGCGUCUUUUAUCAAACAUAACAUUCUGAAUUAUAUAGUUGAAGACUCCAAGUUUCCAUCUGGUACUAAGAAGGCAAUCAAGAGUGCAUUUGUAAGGGCUGAUCAUGCGCUCGCUGAUGCUAAAUCUGUUGAUAAUUCUUCCGGCACUACUGCUUUGGCGGCCCUCGUCUUGGGGAAGACAAUGUUGAUAGCUAACGCCGGUGAUUCUAGAGCUGUGUUGGGCAAGAGAGGAAGAGCAGUUGAGCUAUCGAAAGACCACAAACCUAGCUGCAAUUCCGAGAGACUAAGAAUUGAGAGACUAGGAGGUGUGAUAUAUGACGGCUACCUUAACGGCCAGCUAUCUGUAGCUCGUGCACUUGGUGAUUGGCACAUUAAGGGCUCUAAAGGUUCGAUUAGCCCAUUAAGCGCUGAGCCAGAACUAGAGGAACUUAGCCUGACUGAAGACGACGAGUUUUUGAUUAUGGGUUGCGAUGGUCUGUGGGAUGUGAUGAGCAGCCAAUGCGCUGUUACAAUCGUGAGGAAGGAACUCAUGAACCAUAACGAUCCUGAAAAGUGCUCAAAAGCGCUUGUCAAGGAGGCACUCCAGCGUAACACAUGCGACAACCUGACAGUCGUCGUGGUUUGCUUCUCUCCUGAUCCACCUCCCAAGAUUGAAAUACCGAAAUCCCAUAGAAGGAGGAGUAUAUCAGCGGAAGGGCUGGACCGACUAAAAGGAGUGAUGAAUAAUGUAUGAUGUUUACGAAGAAUUGCGUACACUUUCCUCUACUUGAUGCAGAUGGAAAAUGCUUUUCUUUUAACCUAAACUAUAUCCUGUAUAUUUGAGAUGAGGGUGAAAUUUUGAAGUGUUAAUUAAUUAGUAACUUAAAUAUGUCAUUGUAGUGCUGAGUAAAGUUGCAGUCAGGAUUGCUGCAAAUAAUGUGUGAAUGUAUUAUGUAACAUCACCACAUCAAUUUUGGAGGUAGACUUAGUUUUGUAGAGAUGUUCUAAAUGAAGUAAGUGUACUUGUAAGCUUCAAAUAAAGAUUAUAAAUUCUGCA
Messenger RNA from Mercurialis annua (annual mercury), 1895 nucleotides. RefSeq names its product probable protein phosphatase 2C 47. Lineage: Eukaryota; Viridiplantae; Streptophyta; Magnoliopsida; Malpighiales; Euphorbiaceae. The coding region runs from base 444 to 1592 and encodes 382 amino acids. Gene Ontology annotation, molecular function: cation binding; protein serine/threonine phosphatase activity. The transcript has 4 exons. Gene Ontology annotation, biological process: protein dephosphorylation. The record is from RefSeq and is a predicted model, not a curated record.